This is a messenger RNA of Macrosiphum euphorbiae (potato aphid), 234 nucleotides long. Lineage: Eukaryota; Metazoa; Arthropoda; Insecta; Hemiptera; Aphididae. The record is from the annotation of a GenBank genome assembly.
AUGAGUGUAAUUACUUCUUUAGAGGCAGCAUUUCGAAUUUUACCAAAGUUUGACAAGCAAAACUCUGAAGACUUACAUAAUUUUAUAAAUUCGUCAGAAUUUGCUUUUUCGUGUAUUAGUGAAGACAUAAAGCCCAAGAUUUUAGGAGCAAUAAUAGCAAAUUUGACAGCAAAAGCAGCUCAGGUUGUUCGAUUUAAAAAGAUAGAUACAUGGGAAGAAUUGAAAACAACUUAA